AUGGCACUGCUGGUCAUUGCAGCAGCAGUUUCAACAACCAGUGCACUUGAGUGUUCAAAAGAUGAUGUUCUAUCAAAGUAUCGUUUAUCUGAUAUUCCAUUGGUCUCUACAAGCAAAUUGGACGAUACGCCUCCGUCAAAGACCAACACCACCUGGUAUUUCAACCUCUGUCAAGCAGAAGGCGAGCUUCCAGCGGACUGUCCAAAGAACUCGCAAAUAUGCGGUGUACAGACUGUGCUAUUGGCUGGCGAGGAUCCCAUCGUGUCGCAGGUCAUUAGCUGGGGCCAGGGACUGAGCUAUACAGUCGAGAACGAUACAGAAUCUGGGUUCGUUGUGAAGAUGGGCGAGACCAACUGGGGGUCCAAUACCGUGGAUUCCACGCUGAAGUUCAACUGCGCAAAGGAUGACGACUUAUCAGUGGAAUGGGAUUCCAAGGCACUAUCUCUCUCUUGGAACACCCCGUUUGCAUGCUUAAAGGACUCAAAAAAACCGCCACCAGAGAAGCCAAAAGAUGGCGAGAAGAACAAAGAACCUGCUGAUGACUCAUGGGGCUGGUUUACAUGGCUCUUCAUCAUCCUGGUGCUGGCAUUUGGUGUCUACAUCAUAAUGGGGGCCUGGCUAACCUUCACAAGGUCACCUGCGGACUUCUCAGACGCAGUGCACGACUUUGUAGAUACGCUCAAGAGCUUAGCACAAGGUGUUCCAAGCUUUGUCAGCGAGAUCUUUGGCCGUGCCGUGGGCAGAGGCGAUAGAGGUGGUUAUAGUGCUGUGUGA
Molecule: messenger RNA, 774 nt
Organism: Williopsis jadinii
Lineage: Eukaryota; Fungi; Ascomycota; Saccharomycetes; Phaffomycetales; Wickerhamomycetaceae
Gene: ATG27
Product: Atg27p
Exons: 1
Coding region: 1-774 (257 amino acids)
Source: RefSeq, a predicted model, not a curated record